CCACUAUGCGGAAAACUAAUAGUUAUGUCCCUUGUAUUUACGGAAAUGUCCUCGGGUAUGGAAAAUUUACAAGCUAUGUAGUACUCUGUCGAAUCAAAAUGGAGAGGCCGGUAAUUUCCUACCUUCAAAAAUUAGUGCUAUACGAAACCAAGGCACGCUUCUACAUCGUUGGCUCCAACAAGACAGAGACCAAGUUCCGUGUUCUGAAGAUCGACCGGACUGAGCCGAGGGAGCUAGUUGUUCAUGAUGAUAAGGUUGAGUACAGUAAGACUGAGAUCCGGAACAUCCUGACGAUGAUCAACGUGGGGAACCAGACCCCCCUGGCCAGACGGGGAGGAGUGGGGCUCACCAAGACAGUCUCGGCGUUCGGUAUUGUCGGGUUCAUCCGCUUCUUGGAGGGUUACUAUGUGAUUCUGGUGACAAAGCGCCGCAAGGUGGCGCUGAUCGGACCCCACACCAUCUACAAGAUCGAGGACACAUCCAUGCUGUACAUCCCCAACGACACAGUCAGGUUCUUCCACCCCGAGGAGAGCAGAUAUGUGCGGAUGUUCCAGAAUGUCGACUUGUCCAGUAACUUCUACUUCAGCUACAGCUAUGACCUGACCCACACUCUGCAGUACAACAUGACCCCAAGCCUGGAACCGGGUCACCAGCCUCACUUUGACUCCAUGCCAUCCCCUGUCGCCGGCAACCAGGAGUUUCUGGAAGACAUCGUGGCCCGGGUGCGGUCCCCCCGCCCCCCAGGAAUGUCGACCCCGGGGGAGGACGGGGGGUUGCUGCGGGAUAUGAACAGCAUUCCCAGGACCACUCAGUUGAAUCAGUCCAUGGAUGGCAGCCCCAGGCCUGGAGGUGAGACAGUGUAUGGAGUUCGCAACAAGCCAUGUGAGAAGUUUGUGUGGAACAAGCACCUGCUGAAGGGGGUGAUGGAGGUCGUUCACCCCGACUGGAUCAUCUACUUCACCAACGGGUUUGUGGGACAGUCCAAUGUGAAUGUAUAUGGCAAGCCCAUAUACCUCACUCUGAUUGGUCGACGGUCCAACCAGUAUGCCGGCACCAGGUUUCUCAAGAGAGGCGCCAACUCCGAGGGUGCUGUAGCCAACGAGAUCGAGACUGAGCAGAUAGUCCAUGAUGCAUCAGUAACCUUCCUAGAGCAUGGCAAGGUCACAUCCUUCACCCAGAUGCGUGGCUCCAUCCCGCUGUUCUGGUCCCAGGACAUAGCCAAGAUGGUCCCCAAGCCUCCCAUCAUGUUGGACAAGCGUGACCCCUACGCCCACUCCGCCGGCCUCCAUUUCAACCAAGUGCUCCUGAGAAACGGGGCCCCUGUCAUUGUCCUCAAUCUAGUCAAGAUGAGAGAGAAGAAAAGGCAUGAGUCUAUCCUGAGCGAUGAAUUCAUAGACACCAUAAACUACCUCAACCAGUUCCUGCCCCCUGAACACACGAUACAGUACAUAGGCUUCGACAUGGCCAGGGUCAACAAGAGGAAGGACACGGACGUGCUGGUCCGUCUGGCCAAGAUAGCCAAGUACUGCAUCAAGCAGACGGGCUUCUUCCUCAGCAUGCCGCCCGCCCAGGCGCAGGUUGUCCUCAAGGAUGAAGAGUUCAAGGGUAUUCAAGGUCAUCGUACAGCAACUGGUUUACGCCAGACUGGCAUAGUUCGGACAAACUGCGUGGACUGCCUUGACAGAACCAACACGGCACAGUUUGCAGUGGGACGGUGUGCGAUGGCAUAUCAACUGUAUGCCCUGAAUGUGAUAGACAAGCCCCACUUGGAGUUUGACACCGACUGUCUGAGGAUGCUGGAGGACCUGUACGAGGAUCACGGGGACACAAUGGCGUUGCAGUAUGGUGGCUCACAGCUCGUCCACCGCAUCAAGGGUUACCGCAAGAUCUCACCAUGGACAUCUCACUCCAGGGACAUCAUGCAGACGCUGUCUCGUUACUAUAGCAACGCCUUCUCAGACCUGGAGAAGCAGCAGGCCUACAAUCUGUUCCUGGGUGUGUUUGCACCGAAGGACGGGGAUCUGAACCUGUGGGAACUGCCAACUGACUACUACCUGCACAACCGCAACGCCCUCACCUUCACCCGCCUCAAACACCGGAGCUACUCUCAGUGGUGGGAUCUGCCUGUGUGUCGUAGUCUGCCACUCUCGUCAGAGGAAGAAUCAAAGUCCUUGACCACGGAGCUGCUGCCUGUUUCCAAGGGAGAGAAGGAUGAGAGGGUGAACGCCUUCUUCGAGUACUACCGGCCGUUCGAGCUGACCUCACUGGACGACCACUACUGCAUGUCCAUGACCAGCUCCAUCAAAGACUUCAUGCCUAAAGGAGCGAGUGAUCCAAGUCCAUUCCACCUGCGUCGCAUCGCCGCCACGGCCGCCAACCCUGCACAGCAGGACAAGAGCGGAGUGGCCACAUUCCAUCGCAACCAAAGCAGCACACAACUUGCCUUCAUUACCAGACAGGAGGCCAAUCCCAAUAUUUCGGGCAAGGACUCCACAUCAUCAGUGACCUCUCAGGGGUCAGAGGGCAGCACAAGUAGCACCGACGACUCUGACAUGGAAGGUGACGUCAACCUCGGCUCAGACUCGUCAAGUCCAUAUGACUCGGAGUCCGAAUCUAACUAUGUAUCAUUCCAGGAUCUGUUCCCGUCUAUGAAGAAAGUGUACAACACGGACAUCACCGACCUCAACAAGAGAGACAAGAAGCUGUAUGAGAGGUACGUGGAGAUCCAACAGGGGUACCGGGAGCCGGAGACAAGCGACCCGUCCCGCUCCACCAACGGUGUCAAGCAGAGCAGGGUCAAGCCAGGCUUGGAUGUCUACCCAAUCAGUGCAUUCAAGCUGGACAGUACGUACGGCGUGGAACCGCCGCCGGUCAGCCGGCUGUCGCAGGACAUCUAUGCUGCCUACGUGCUACGUGGUCUUCAUGGCGCGGGCCCACCCACUAAAGCUGAUAAAAUAACAUAUGCUAAAUAUGUCAGCCAUAAGUAUAUGUAAUGAAGAUGUUGA
Messenger RNA from Haliotis rufescens (red abalone), 3005 nucleotides. Its product is annotated as polyphosphoinositide phosphatase-like. Gene Ontology annotation, molecular function: phosphatidylinositol-3,5-bisphosphate 5-phosphatase activity. The record is from RefSeq and is a predicted model, not a curated record. Lineage: Eukaryota; Metazoa; Mollusca; Gastropoda; Lepetellida; Haliotidae. The transcript has 24 exons. The coding region runs from base 6 to 2993 and encodes 995 amino acids. Gene Ontology annotation, biological process: phosphatidylinositol dephosphorylation. Gene Ontology annotation, cellular component: intracellular membrane-bounded organelle.